AUGCAAAACUUAAAGGUCGUAGUUGUUGGUGAUGGAGCAGUUGGCAAGAGUUGUCUUCUGAUCGCAUACACUACCAAUGCAUUCCCUGGAGAAUAUGUACCAACAGUGUUUGAUAACUACUCUGCCAAUGUGAUGUUUGAAGGAAAGCCUUUCAACAUUGGACUGUUUGAUACUGCUGGUCAAGAGGACUAUGAUAGACUGAGACCAUUGUCAUACCCACAGACUGACGUAUUCAUGGUCUGUUUCUCUGUUAUAUCACGUGCCUCCUUUGAGAACGUCAAGUACAAGUGGCACCAAGAGAUCGUGCACCACUGUCCAGGCAUCCCCAUGAUCCUCGUCGGCACCAAGUGCGAUCUCAGAGGUUCGGGCAAGCCCGAGAUCUCGCAGAAGGAAGCUCACGACCUGGCCAAGGAGCUAGGCUACAUCGGCUACGUCGAGACGUCCGCACUGGUUCAGACCAAUCUCAAGCAGCUGUUUGACACUGCCAUCAAGGGCACCAUGUCUGGCGCCUACAAGAAGUCCAAGGCAACCAAGACCAAGAGUGGCAAGCCAAUGCCAGUGCCACCCGCCAUGCCACCCGCAGGCAAGGCACCAUGGAUCAACAUCAUCACCUCGACGUACGAGAAGGAGAUGAAGCAGACGCUCGAUCAUCAGAAGUUUGCCGAUGUCAAGUUCACAUUCGAGAAUGACAAACCCAUCCUCGCUCACAGAGUAGUACUAUGCUCGGCCUCACAGGUGUUCCGUCGUCUGUUCGCCGUCACACUCAACACUGAUCACUCUGCCUUCACACCAGAGGACAUUAGCGAGGGCCGCGUCAAGGGCAUCGUCGCCAAGAAGACCGUUCCCAUGGCUCACUAUGAAGAUGGAUCGCUUUCAAACGGUGAGCAGGUCGAGAUCCAGGUUGCUUCAAAGAUCAGCAGACGCAUCUUCUAUCGCUACCUCGAAUUCAUUUACACUGGCCUUCUAAACUGCGUGGACAAGACCGAUCAGCUCAAGGAGACUAUUGAAGUGGCCGAGAUGUUUGAGUGCAAGUAUCUGGUUUCAGCCUGCAAGAACCUUGGCAAUGGCGCUGAGGAUCUCAACCCAAGCAUUGGAACAUUCUUGAACGACGAGAUUGGUGAGCGCAGCAAGGAGCUAUUCUUUGACAAGAAGAUCUUCUCGGAUAUUCAGUUUGUCGUCGAGGGCAAGACAUUCUACGCUCACAAGGCAUUCAUCUAUGCUCGCUCCAACGUCAUCAACUCAUACAUUGCGUCAACCAGCACAUUCUCGGAGCGUGAUGAUGCCACAAUCAAGGUCGAACAAUCCACCUCUGACAACUUCAAGGCCGUUCUCGAGUACCUGUACACAGCCCACGCACCCAUUGAGGAGGGCGACUCAGUCGGCAUCCUGGUGCUGGCCAACCGUUUUGGACUUUCGCGUCUGGUGUCUCUGUGCGAGCUGUACAUAUCAAAGGAGAUUGAGAAGGCCACCGAGGUGGGCAUCUUCCGCUCGGAGUUGGACAUCAUUGGACUGCUGAUCUGCGCCAAGGCACACAAUGCCGAGCAGUUGUCCAAGUUCUGUCUGCACUUUAUCUCGUCCAACUACCAACCCAUGAGGAAGAGAAAGGAGUUUGAGAAGCUGGACAGCUCCACCAAGAAGUAUCUGGAAGAGAACCAGUGGCCUCCAGUAUGGUACAUCACCGCCUGUGAGGAGUACGAGCAAGAGAUGGCCAAGUUGAACGACAAGAACUGUUCAAUCAUGUAA
Messenger RNA from Acytostelium subglobosum LB1, 1743 nucleotides. RefSeq lists its product as hypothetical. The record is from RefSeq and is a predicted model, not a curated record. Gene Ontology annotation, molecular function: GTP binding; protein kinase binding; GTPase activity. Gene Ontology annotation, biological process: cortical cytoskeleton organization; regulation of actin cytoskeleton organization; actin filament organization. NCBI's taxonomy places the organism in Eukaryota, Evosea, Eumycetozoa, Acytosteliales, Acytosteliaceae. Gene Ontology annotation, cellular component: cell projection; cytoskeleton; cytoplasmic vesicle. The transcript has 2 exons. Bases 1 to 1743 code for a protein of 580 amino acids.